GCGCUAGCUGUGGACUGUCAGUCAGCAGUAACAACACCUUUGUCCAACAUGAAGAAAUGCGUGUUUUUAAUGGAAUCAUGUCACAAAUUGUAGUAUUGGUACAGUUGGUAUAUUUAUCCGACUGUAUACUGGCUCCAGUGCUUCCGUCACUUGUUUGUGAGAGCCCUGUACAAGCUACGUUAGCUAGUUAGCUUUAGCAAGCUAACAUAAACGUUAGCCGAAGCUACGUGGCUAGCUACUUCAGCUCACAUCACCUUAUUAGUGCUUCUGUUGUGAUGGAUGAUGAUUUUCUGCUCGCCAUUCGGCUUCAGGAGCAGUUUGACAAUGAAUACGAAACAUCAUCGCAUUCAUCAAACAGCUUUGAGGAGAAUGGCUUCGGACACAGUAGUAAGAAACGGAGAGUGGAGGUCGCUAGAGGUGGCAGCGAUGUUGUUCCCUACUGGAAGCCGACUGCCCAGCCCGAGAGGCCGCUGUCCAUCGUGGACGCGUCCUGGGAGACGCUGGACCCCAGUCCUGAUGUUAGAGCCAUGUUUCUGGAGUUCAAUGACGUAUUCUUCUGGGGGAAACUCUGUGGUGUCGAGGUUAAGUGGAGCCCAAGAAUGACACUGUGUGCUGGUGUGUGCUCCUAUGAGGGCCGAGGUGGUCUGUGUUCAAUCCGACUCAGUGAGCCCCUGCUGAAGCUUAGACCAAGAAAAGACCUGGUGCAGACCCUCCUCCAUGAAAUGAUUCACGCGCUGCUGUUUGUGACCCAGAACAACAGAGACCGAGACGGUCAUGGCCCUGAGUUCUGCAAACACAUGAACCGGAUCAACGAUGCUAGUGGGACAAAGAUUUCUGUCUACCACAGUUUCCACGAUGAGGUUGAUGUGUACCGGCAACACUGGUGGAAAUGCAACGGGCCCUGUCAAAACCGCAAGCCCUAUUUUGGGUUUGUGAAGAGGGCCAUGAACCGGGCUCCGUCUGCUCAGGAUCCCUGGUGGGAGGACCACAAGAGGACGUGCGGAGGGACCUACACCAAGGUGAAGGAGCCUGAAGGAUACGGCAAGAAAGGCAAGAAGGAUGGGAAGACCUCAGAGAAGAAGGCCUCGGGAAAAGAGAAGCCUUCAAGUACAACCACAGGCUCUGGAUCGCAGGACAUCAGGAACAUGAUUCCAUUUAGUGGCAAAGGCUUCCUACUCGGAGGAAAUUCACAGUCGUCCACGUCCUCCUCCCCGUCUCACACAGCGGUAGUACCUUCUUCUCCGAAGAAACUCUUCACCCCUCCGACUCUGGCUAAAAGUCUCAAGUCUCCUGAUAACAAAGGGAUCUCUAGCGCCUUUCCCUCCAUCAGACCAGCUCCCUCCAACAGGCCGAAGCCACCUAUAAAGAGGUCUGUCGGUAACACAAGAGCUUUUAUCAACAUUAACGGCUCGCCAGUGAAAAUCCCCAAACCCCACAGUAGCAGCCGGAGCCAAGAGGGAGAUAAAAUCAAACAGAGGUCCAUUGAGGAGCUCUUCAACAGCAAAAGCAUCAGGAGGUCAGCGAGUCAAUCCUCCACCUCAAGCACAGAAACUAAAAGAGAUUCUUUGACAUCACCGAACAUUACAAUGAGUGCGUCUGCAUCCUCCAUCUUCCCGAAAUGGCAAAAUAGCCAUUCAGCUUCCUCUCCCACAACAUCUGAGCCUAGCGAGGGUAAACCCAACCAUUCUGUAGUUUCAACAAAAACCAAAGGCAGCCCUGCUACACCAACACAGUCCAAGUAUUUUAGUCAUUCUGACAGCGACAGCACAUCAGGAGCUUCUGCUGCAGGUCAGGCAUCGAGGAAGAGGACGUGGGACGACCACAGGAGCUCAUCCAGCAUCAUUGACUUCUUCCAAAAGACAGUAGGCAGCGAUUCGGCAGCAUCGAGGGAGUCGAUGAAGACCAAAUCGCCCGCAAUGCAGCAAAGAACUGCCACGGCCUCCUCAUCCUCGUCUUCCUCCUCCCUCCAUUCCUCUGCAGGGCUGCCUAGUUUCCCCCCCCUCCUCUUCCUCGUCUUCCUCCUCCGCACUGACGGUCAGCUGUCCUGUGUGCCAAGCAAAGGUGGCGGAGUCAAAGAUCAACGAGCAUCUUGAUUCCUGCCUCUCGUGAGUGAGGAGGAGCCGAUCGGGACAGUGAGACGGAUAAAACCAACUUUAGAAAUGUCCAGAGAAGUUUCAGGGAAGUUUUAGUGAUUUUUAUCUGACGUUGAACCAAUCUCCUUUUGAGUUUUCUCAAUUUAACUUUGAGGUUAUAGAUAUUUAAGUGAAAUGGUUUCACUUUUGUUUUUGAAAAGUGUGGUUGGACACAGUUUUUACUACCUGACUGGAUUGUUUUCUUUGUGGUUCUUCUCUCACGCGUGCCUCUCUGACAGUUUGUGUACCAAGGCUGUGCAUGUGUGUAGAAAUCGUAGCCUCCUGUGGGGGCGGAUGUGUUGGCUGGUUCCUGUAGUCUGAUGUGUCAAAUCUAAAUGUGCUGCCCUUCAGACAGCCGGAGACACUCACUGACCUCUGCUGAUCUUUGGGAAUCAGAUUUCCAGCUUGCCAGCUCUUUGUAUCUGCUCAACAUCGCAUUUACACUGCAGGGUCAGGCUGGUAUCUGAUUGUGCCAAGUCAUUCAGUAAUACUGAUGGAUGGAUGGUUUGACUGUUUUUAUUUUUAGGGAAAGGAAUAAAGUACAAAAUGCUAAUUUUAUAGCUACAACAUUUUAGAGUUAUAUCUGUAUGUUCCACUUUUACAUAUAUGGUUUGAAGGAAAUUGUUAAAUAUGCUAAAAAUUUGUUGCCAAAUAAAAUAUUUAUACUGUUCGGAGUAUUUUUUGUAUGGAGCAUAAUUCAUUCCAGUAUCUAACAAACAUCUCAUGAUAAAAGCUCAAACUAUUCAAAUGAUAAAUGAGCAGAACUCUGUGCUUCAUCAGCUUUAAAGACUGUCAGUGUUGCCUCAAGCAGCCUCAUCGUGUAGAGUCUUGGGAGAGGGAAUCAAAAACCAACGACACCGCGGUGAUCGCCCUGAACUGUUCACAGCAGAAGGAGUUGUACUGGAGAGGGGGGGGGGCAGGCAGAAAGUGGGUGUAACAGAGCUGGUGGGGGAGGGCAGAGGUCAGACAGCUGGAGGCCAGCUGCUGAUCAGGACCACACCCUUCUGUCCGUGCAGGCGGAGCGAGGCCAGCACACACCCAUCCCAUUUCAAUCACCACAGUUUGCUGCUGCACAGAUCUCUGAUUACCAUUUGGCUGCACAUGCAUCACACUGUGAGGCGGAGAAUAGAUCCGGGAAUGAAGGCAUGUAUUUACUCUGGUGUUUGAGGUGACAAAAUGCAACGCUUAAAGAAGAAAAAUGUCUUGUCUUGUUUUGUUAUUUCCAACCUCAGGUGCUUGAAUAAAUAAGUCGUAUUUACGACUUCUGCUCUUGGAACUCAAUGGCUUACAAGUACUGAAAGCAAGAACAAGUCAUAUUCAACUUAAUGUUCACCUGAUGAAGGCUGACGGACCAAAAGGUUGUUAACAAAGUGAGCACAAGUGAGCCAACAGCGCACAUGAUUUUCUGCUUCUCACAGUCAAGAGUUUUUGAUCCCACACAGCUGCUGA
This is a messenger RNA of Anarrhichthys ocellatus (wolf-eel), 3581 nucleotides long. It is a transcript of the gene sprtn, whose product is annotated as SprT-like N-terminal domain. The transcript has 5 exons. The record is from RefSeq and is a predicted model, not a curated record. Gene Ontology annotation, cellular component: nucleus. Gene Ontology annotation, biological process: DNA repair. Lineage: Eukaryota; Metazoa; Chordata; Actinopteri; Perciformes; Anarhichadidae. Gene Ontology annotation, molecular function: metalloendopeptidase activity; single-stranded DNA binding; polyubiquitin modification-dependent protein binding. The coding region runs from base 276 to 2093 and encodes 605 amino acids.